Andrographis paniculata is the source of this 2865-nucleotide messenger RNA. RefSeq lists its product as uncharacterized. The transcript is spliced from 12 exons. The coding region runs from base 38 to 2062 and encodes 674 amino acids. Lineage: Eukaryota; Viridiplantae; Streptophyta; Magnoliopsida; Lamiales; Acanthaceae. The record is from RefSeq and is a predicted model, not a curated record.
UUCGUGAAUCCAAAAGCAGAGAAGAACAAUAAGAUCUAUGGUGUUCCUUUGCUUUUUAUUGGAUUUGCGGAGCAUAUCGCCUCCAAAUCUUCGCGACUUGAAGCAGGUGUUACUUCAUCUUGCGAACUACUACGCAAUUAUGUUUCAGGAUGGGGAUUGUACUUCCGCUGUAGCUCAAUCAAAGACGAAGUUUGUACAUGAUCGUAUCGGACUUUGCUACAUAUUCCGAAAUCGCAUUUCUUGUUCUGAUGAGCUGAAGAUUGCAUACAACCCGCAUGGAAACUUCAACCUUCGUGAUCUUCACCAUGCUCUGAACAAUCUGCCCACUGAUGUUUUCUGUCCUGAAUCCUAUGAUCCUGGAAUUCUAUAUGAGAAGCUGGCCGAUUUUCUGAGUGGAAAAAGUGUGUACAAUUGGGGAGACAAUGAUAAAAGUGUUUCCAGAAAAGUGAUUUUGAUAAGCAGUUGUUGCAUUGGCACCAUGGAAUCUACAACAAUGAAGGCUCUAGUGGAUGCAGGUGAAAAAUGUGUCAUGGUGGACUUUAUUCUGUUGAAGCAAACCUCAAGUCUUACUGGUGACAAUUCUGAAAAUAUCAACCACUUCGCAAAGCAGAUUGCAUCUCUUAAAAACUGCUCAUUUCAGACAUGUUUUCCUAAUCUGCAUGCGCUCUAUGGUCUUGCAAAAAGAUGGUUUCUGGAAUUAAAAGAUGACGAGGAAGAACCAUUACAAGCUCGUUUUGUCUUCAAGGCAACUUUAUUCGGCGCUCUAAACUGGAUAUCCUGUAACUUGUAUUCUUCUUUCCAUCCCAUACCUGAUGAAUUCAUAUCUUGUCAGAGCACUGAUUUAACAGUGAGCAUGAAUCAUUUUCACAGCAGUUAUCCUCUUUUUAAUCAGACAUGCAGAUGUCAUGGAAUUCCAUUGGAUAGUUCACAUAUGAAUCAGAUUAUAUCUUCUUCUUGUCCAGUAAACAAGAAUAAACUUGGAGCUUUGGAUAUAUUUGAGAAUUCCAUCAGGGUUGGCAAACAAACAAUACUACAUAUGCCCUCUUUCCACAACAGUUCAGAGCAGAAUCAACUCUCUUCACCUAUUGAGUUCAAUGUCAUUUGUAGGACCAACUUAACAUCUCUAAGUGAAGGGUUGAUAAUGGGUGGCACCUAUUUUGUUACACCAUCAACUUCCUACGGGAACGCUUCAAUUAACAAACCAGAGCUAAACAAUCAAGUAUUUCAAGUGGUGUGCAAUGUUCUAAAUUCCGUUGAUCAAGGGUUGGUAUGCUAUUCUAAUUGUAAUGUCGAAACUGCAAGUGUGACUUCCCUCCGGUGCUAUUAUCUUCUUCUACCUUCGGACGGAGGCUUAAUGCUUCUCAGGAGGCUUUCAGCUUCAGAGGAGUUUUUGCCUAUUCCAGUUGUCAGCCACCUCACUAGCUCAGUUGUAGCUGAAGAGAUUGAAAACACUGUCCAAUCCUCUUUGCUAAAGAUGGAGGUUAGUGACUACAAUCCUUUCCACUACGAGAGAGGUUUCCAUCGAAAACUGAACUUGCUUGUCAAAGAGAGCCUGCAGUUCGGGGCAAUACGUCCUAAAGGCAAAGAAGGUGCCACAGAAUCAAGCUCAAGCCAUCAAAUUUCUAAUCUUCAACCUACAAAUCAGACAACAAUAACCACAGAUGAACUCCCACGACUCGAUACCAAUCUAGGCGAAAGCGAAAGUAGCCCGAAUUCUCUUGCAGAAGAAUGGGAACAGCUUAUUGUCACCGAACUCGGUGGCAUACGUUCCCCAACAUCCCUUUCCAACUCAAAACAGGACCAACCAAUUACCUCGCCAUCGCAACCUAGUCGCCAGCUGGAUGAAAAAACUUCUAGAAUCCUCGAGAGACUAGAAGUCCCCAGACAGCUUAAAAGAAAGACAACCUCUCCCAUUCUCUCAUCAACUAGUAUCUCUUCUGAUCAUUUAUGUACGUCAUACAAGAAGCCACUGACACCGUAUCUGGUAGAAACCGGCGAGCAAGUUGCGGCGCCGAGCCAGCCGAUGAAACCCAGUUUCCAAAGGAUCAAAAAGAAGAGAUAAACAAGAGGAUUGAUUGCAAAGAUUUAUUCUUAUUUACUCUAUGCCAGAGAGACAUCCAUCCUCCUUCAGGUAAGUUUUGAUUUCAUUAUAUUUCCAUUUUUUUACAUCACAUACGCAUUCAUGCAUGCAUGGCAUAUACAUAUAUACAUAUACAUAUAUAUAUGUGCAUCAUCUAUAAAUAGUAGUAUAGCAGCACCAAGGCUUAACUCAAUAAUAAUAAGCUUUCUAUAAAUGGUGGAAGAAAUUUAAGAUGAUAUGGAUAACCUGUUCCUGACAGUUCUUAGAGAUUCCAGUGACUUCCCAAAGUUAGAAAAUUAAAAGAAUAAAAAAGGAAAGUAGCAUAGGAAACUGUGGCCCUGCUUAGCUUUCUUAUUUCGUGUUCGUGUUAAUGAUUGUUCUUGAAGAUUCCAGUGACUACCCAAAGUUAGAAACUUAACAAAAUAAGAAAGAAAACGAGCAAAGGAAACUGUGGCCCUGUUUGGUUCUUGUAGGGUUUAGGCCGGAUUUUGGCAAAGGAAACUGUGGCUAUGAUUUACAUUAUGUUGGCAAGUAUGCAAAACCUAAAUCUAUAAAACUUCAAGUAAAACUUACACCUACUGUGCACGUGCAAAAUACAAACAUUCUUUAGGGUGUGUUUGUUUGGGGGUUUGAAUAGUAAAAAUUUUGAAUUUGAAUAGUUGUAUGAUGUGAUAUAAAUAGGUGUUGAUAUAAUGUUACGAAUGUAAAAUUGAUUUUUAGUAUAAUAUAAAAAAUAAAAAAUAGGUGUUUGAUUUGAUAUUUUUGGGGAAAAAAAAUUGGAUGAA